AUGGAUGACUCCAGCAGUAAUGCCAUAAACCAGACCAGCACAGCAAGCCCAGAUGCCAUUGAGCGAGCUCGACUUCGUCGCAAUCAACGGAACUCGCGUGCAAGAAAGCAAGCCUACAUCCAAGAUCUCGAGCAACGUUGGGGCAAAUGCGUUGAGCUAGGAGCGCAGGCAACCAUGGAGAUGCAGAAAGAGGCUCAGAGAGUGCAUGAAGAAAAUCGACUGCUUCGGAAAGCUCUGCACAAUCAGGGACUUGAUGAUGCUACUAUUGAGCGUGCUCUUGAGGCGGCGAAGAGUGCUUCUUGUGCUGUUCCGGCGCCACCGCAGGUGAGGGAGGGUCUGAUCACGGAUGAACUACCAGCUGUCAGCUGGUCGAAUAUCGACUCUGCUGGAGAGCAUCCGUCAAUGGCAGCAGUCCCUUCUACGGGAGUCGAAAAUCCCCAAGUCGUGGGAGAAACAGAUAUACCACAAACUCUAGAUCUCUUCGACUGGCUUGACAAUCUUUCUCAAAUCAAAGACGCAUUUGGUGCAGAGUCAUUUGAUGAUUUGUUCGACUAUUCAGCCGUUCCCUUGGAAUCUUCGGAUUUUAUCGGCUUGAAUGCAUCUAUGGAUCCAUACGUCGAUUACACUCCUAGCUCGACUAUAAGUUGA
Mollisia scopiformis is the source of this 648-nucleotide messenger RNA. RefSeq lists its product as uncharacterized. NCBI's taxonomy places the organism in Eukaryota, Fungi, Ascomycota, Leotiomycetes, Helotiales, Mollisiaceae. The record is from RefSeq and is a predicted model, not a curated record. The transcript is spliced from 4 exons. Bases 1 to 648 code for a protein of 215 amino acids.